AUGGACGACGAAGAUCGCGUGGCAAUGGAAAACAACGUGAGAAACCUAUUAGCGAACCAGCAUGAUCUUAAAGAACUAGAAAGGAAGCAGACAUCUGUAGUUGAUGCUACGGUCAAUCUGCUAAAGAGAACGACAGAUGAAGUCAAUUCGCACUUUACGGAAAUGAAGUGCAAAAUUGAGAACAUAAGCGCCACAAUGAACGAGAAUUAUUACGUUUAUAGAGAAUCAAUUCGGUUCUUUAUAAUCACCAAAGAAAUACACGAGAGUAUCACAGAAUGUGACGAGGCGCAGAAAGAGGUCAUCGACGUAUUGUUGGAAGUGAACAAUGGUCACUUUCACCCCGUGCUCAUGAGUCCCAGUCAACUGCAGUCUGAGAUAAUAAGAAUACGUAAUGCUCUACCAGAGAAGUAUGUUUUACCCGGUAAAAGCACUGGUGCAGAACUGAAGGAGGUGUUGCAUUUAAUGAGAGGUCAUGGGAUGUUUGUAGGCACUCAGUUGGUAAUCGACUUGAAAAUACCUCUUUUCAAUAGGCAGUCAUCGCAACUAUACAGAGUUAUUCCGAUACCGUUUGAACGAAAUAAUGUCGUCAUGAUAGCGAGGACAAAGGCACCGUAUAUAGUGUACAAUUUCGAAUUGGAUUCAUUUCACUAUCUAACGCAAGCCAUGUUGAACGAGUGUAAAGGCACCUUGGAUGAUGAAAUUGUUUGCGAAGAAAAUUUCCCGUGGAGAGAUGCGUCUACAAAUGAUUGCGAGUUAGCUCCUCUGAGGCCACACAUAAACUUGAAGUGCACUUACGAUGAAGUAGAAAACAGUCCAUAUUUUAUACAGCUCAAACGCAAGGCAAACUGGUAUGGACAAAAUAAAAUUGACACGGAAACGGAGAUGACAUUUAUCAAAAAUAUGUGA
Messenger RNA from Stomoxys calcitrans (stable fly), 906 nucleotides. RefSeq lists its product as uncharacterized. Bases 1 to 906 code for a protein of 301 amino acids. NCBI's taxonomy places the organism in Eukaryota, Metazoa, Arthropoda, Insecta, Diptera, Muscidae. The record is from RefSeq and is a predicted model, not a curated record. The transcript is spliced from 2 exons.